CCUAUAUACAAAUUCGACCUUGAGGUCUACGAGUUGAAGAAUAACUCAAAUAGUUCAUAAAUCACCUACACAUCUCUUCUAGGUAUCCGUGCUAUUCAGUCCGGCAAAAUGGAAACCCCACUACAAACCCCCAGCCCACCGGUAAAUAUUCUCAAUGGUUACGUCUCACCACAGCAGGUUACUCUAAACGUGUACUGCCACGACAGGAUCUUUAAGAAGGUCACAGUUACGGAUAGUACCAGUCAGCCCGUAUUCCGAGUCGAGGGUACAAGCUUCGGGACAUCGUGGAGUUGGCGACGUAAGGUCUUCGACAGUUCCAAUACUCAUUUAUUCGACUUCCGCCAUAAAAGCGUCGACAUUAAGAACGGCUGGAUCAUCGAGAACCCCAAUGGCGAUAAGCUCUGCUCGCUGGUGCACAAGUCUCAGAUCACUCGUAGCCACUCAGCUAUCGACGCCACCGUACGCACCCAAGUAGGCGAAGAAGUCCUAGUAAUCAUGCGGCCCAACGACCAUGCGGCGCUGGCUACGACUAUCAGUGUUGAUGGCGCUGCUAUUGCGACUAUCCGCAAGGUUGAGGAUAACGACGUAGCUUCUUUAGGGACUCGAGAUAGGAGUGUUUGGGAAGUGAGAGUAGCUUCGGGGGUUGACCUAAGCUUAAUUAUGAUUUUGAUGCUUUGCCGCGCUGAAAUGUGUCAUGUGUGGAGGCAAUGAUGAGCAGAGAGAGAUAUAUGAUCAGAUACGUUGUUAGUAUUAAAGUUGAGUUCGUACGACAUGUAGAGUUUUUCCUGAUGCUGGAUUAUAGCAAGAAAAGUCCUAGCAAAUCAUUUAAAUUGAAGGUU
Messenger RNA from Daldinia vernicosa, 839 nucleotides. RefSeq names its product tubby C-terminal-like domain-containing protein. The transcript is spliced from 2 exons. Lineage: Eukaryota; Fungi; Ascomycota; Sordariomycetes; Xylariales; Hypoxylaceae. The record is from RefSeq and is a predicted model, not a curated record. The coding region runs from base 109 to 711 and encodes 200 amino acids.